Molecule: messenger RNA, 3407 nt
Organism: Plutella xylostella (diamondback moth)
Lineage: Eukaryota; Metazoa; Arthropoda; Insecta; Lepidoptera; Plutellidae
Source: RefSeq, a predicted model, not a curated record
AUCAAGCAAGUUUCAUUAAAAUCAGUUAAGACCUAAGUAUCGCCAUGCCCAUUUCGGCGCCUAUCUUAAAAUAUUAAAUUUGUGAAUCUGCAACACCCUGUAUUCGUAAUUUUCCAAUGAGUUGGAAUGAGUAACGGGAACUUUUUCUUUAUCUAUUCUCGAUUGUUGCUAAGCAACGGAAUUUGUUUGAUCCAUAAAGAUUAUCUGCUCUUGACAUUGACACAACAACAAAUACACAUUCUCCUUUUUGCUGUAGCAAAAACAUAAUAUUUCUUUCUUCGAUAUAUUUAUUCACAUAAUCAGCCUUAAAUGUGAUAUUUUCGUACCUACUUAUUUACCAUCUGUGUCAUUAAUGAUAUACUUUUUUGUUCGGAAUAAUAUCACCAUUAAAAAAUCAUAGUUCUUUGUGAGAUAAUAAAGAAACUUUCGCGAAAAUGGGGGAAACAAUGUGUAUAAGAAGAAAUGUGUCCAAAAUGCGAGUUCACGACUAUUUGUACGAUUCGUCGUUCAUCGUGUCUGGAGCGAGGGACUACGCUCGCUCUGCGUUCAAAGCCGCCAUGGCUUCCGCUCAAGUUGGCAUACAACCCAACUUCAAGACCAUGUUUUCAGACUUGAAAAACCGGCAGAGAGUCAACUUUGUCCUGCACCCAAACUGCCGUCUACCCCCACACAUGGACUUCCUGCACCCAAACUGCCGCCUCCCUCCGCACAUGGACUGUUCGUACCGCGGCUACUCGCGCCGCGCGAGGCAGGCGGCUGCGGCGCCCGCGCCCGACCCCGCCGGCCCGCUGAGAUACCAGUUUGUGCACACGCCAAAGCAACUGCUCCCCAUGAAGGUGACGUCACCGGACCUGCCCCCCGCGUCCCCCCGCGCGCCCCCCGAGCCCUCCGGCCCGCGGCACAAGAAAACACAAACUAUGUACAGGGAGUCGUCUGCGCAAACGCACCCGUGGCAGCCGGACGUGAGCGCGGCGCACUGCCGGGAGGUGCCGGAAGUACUGCUACUGGACAAUCUCAAGUGGGGCCCUGGAGAUCCAUAUCGUAAAGGAGAUUUGCCGGCUGACUUUCAUACCACAGAAAUAAUUAACAAGAUGCGCCACGCGCGGGUCUGGCUGGAGUUGGUGGAGCACGGAGACCUGCCCUGCGGCUUCAAGAAACGGAACGACAUCAUCAAAGACAUCGAGACGAAGGAUUGGAUCUUUAGGGAGGCAGAGAUCGACGAGCUACAGCAGAUCCGGCUCGAGCUGCUGCAGAAGAUGCAGCACGAGCGUCGCGAGCAGCAGGUGACGAGGACUAGUUUGAAGCUGCAGCACUUGUGGGAGCAGAAGAAGAAGCAGAUGGAAGCCAAGAUUGAGAAAAUCCACCGGGAGAGGGACAGAGAAGUCCGCAAGCUGACAGCCCGCCACCGGGGCGGCUCAGCCCUCCCCCCCGCGCUGGCCGGCGACCCCGCCUCCCCGCUACACGCCCCGCUGAGGAGGCACGGGUACCUGGCCAGGAACAGGCAUAAAGAGAUCACGUAUGAUGCUAGUUUGCUUGAAUACGAAGACUACAAGUCCCUCUCCGCCCUUCCCCCCUGGCUGUCCCCCCAGGACCCGCCCCGCUCGCAGUCAGCACGCCGCGACCGUGGCGCCCUCUGCGAGCGAGAGACACGGUGGACCGAGAGCUUCCUGGAGACCCUGCAUGAGGAUCUGAAGAAAGCCCGCCUAGGAGCUACACUUGCCUCCGCCGGCCCGCUUCACGUGCUCAAGCCACGCCACGUGGCCUCCGCCUGGAGACCAUCCACCCCGGCAGUGGGGAUAGUGGCUGAGGAUGAGGAGGCGAGGUUCCAGGCCGCGCUGACCAUGCAGACGGUUAUUAGAGGACGGGCUGUGCAUAAUUUGAUGUUCGAAGGGCGCAUGCGCGCGUUCGAACUCACAGAAGAGUUGAAGAGCACGCACGCGCUGCAGCCCGAGGACCGGGAGAGGAUCACGCGCGAGCACGCGCGGGCCACUGACUAUGAGGAACAGAGGACGGCUAGGGAAGAGAAGGAGUCUACAAUAUCAGCUCUAGUGCAAGAGCUCUGUGGCGGCGCAGUGUCGGCCGCGCUGGACUUGCUGGAGAAGGAGCUGAGGCGGCUGCAGCAGGAGAGGAGGCUGCAUGCCAGUGUUAUGAUUGCACUGCGUGAGAAGAGCAUGCGAGAGGCGGCCGAAGCGGGAAGGAGACAGAAAGAGGAGCAGAGGAGGAGGGAACACGAUGAGAUGUUUAAACAUGUCCUCGGCGUAACUCAAGAGACCGUGGACGCCUAUCUCCAGGAGAUAGUGUCGGAGGGCGUGGAGCGCGGCGCGGAGGAGGCGGCGGCGACACGGGCGCGCGCCGAGGCGGACCGUGUCGACGCGCUGCUGCGGGAGAGACCGUCUUUAUCAACAGCAGAAGAGAACGAGCUGGUGGCUGAGCUGGUGCACCAGUUCCUCCUGCCGGCCGCCCACAAGGAGGCGGCGAGACAGCGCGUGCAGCUGAUGCAGGGCGGGCGGCUGGGACUGGCCAGGAAGGCCGUGGUAGAGGCUUGUGAGGCGGCGCGGGCGGACGAGACAGCGGAAGACGUCUGUCUUCAGCCGACUGAGACGAUACACCGACACGACCCCAGAUGGAAGCACACUAGACGUCACAAAGAGAAGCCUCAGUUAACUCAUGAGGACAGGUUCCCUCCGCAACACGACAUGAGGUGCAUGCUCAACGAUCUAUUGCAAGAUGUGGUGGUACAAUCGCGCACACACAAGGAGGAGAUCCGGCAAGUGUCGCGCGAACACAAGAUGGCGCUGCAGGAGAAACUUGAAGUGGAAAUAGAAGCACGCGGGCUGGUGGACGCCGCUAUACAAGAGACUUGUUUAUACAUUCCAGUGCUAGACCGUGCGACGGGCCUCACGCAGCCUCCAGUGAAGGAGUCCGACUACCACUACCUGAUGAAGAGGCAGGUGCCGGACGCCAUGGCGCGGACCGAGGCGCCGAGGAGGGAGCCAUGCAGCCGCCAGCUCCCCUCAGAGCUGCGCCGACAGCGCGCCGCCGCCGCCGACCGCGCGCAGCCGUGGUGCAAGUGUGAGCCCCCGACCAGCAGAAAGGAACACAGGAGUGUCAGGAUUAGUGAGAUGCAUGUGGACGCGAACAAACCACUCCCGCUGCCGUCGGAGCAGCGCUACCUGGACGAUAUGAAGAAGUGCAAGUGUGAUCAGACAGAAGAGAAGCCACCUAGAGUUUCAAGCGCCCACUCCUGGCACCCAGAAGUGGGUGGUGCGCUGGAGCCGCCGCCCACGCCGGCGUCGCGGCUAUCCCUCGCGGAGCGGGCCGAGUUGACGGGCGAUACGGCCGCGGACGAGCCCGGUCGGGAAGAGAAGGGGGAUAGUGAUGAUGGUGGUGAUGAGAAGUCUGAGUGA